GGCGACCACCCAACCAGCCACUCAGAGAGUUCACGCCGUGAAUUAGCUAGCGGCGGCAGCUCGGCAGCCACACGCACGCCCCUCUCUGCUCCCGCAAGGCUGCAGCCGGGUCCGUCGAUCUCCUCCGCCGCCGCCCCAACCACAGCGAAGAGGAGAAGGAAGAGAAGAUGCAGGGAGGCGGCGGCGUGAGCUGCGCGGUGGCCGGCGAGGGGCCGACGCCCGGGCCCCGGCGGCGUCUGGGCCUGACCAUCGACCCCGCGGGCGACGUGGAGGCCCCCGCGGAGCGCGUCGGGCGGCUGGUCCGCGAGAGCCCCGUGGUGAUCUUCGCCCGGCGCGGGUGCUGCAUGUGCCACGUGAUGCGCCGGCUGCUGGCUGCCGUGGGCGCGCACGCGACGGUGAUCGAGGUGGAGGAGGCCGCCGAGGAGGCCGCGGCGUCGGCGGCCGCCGCGGCCGCCGUGCCGGCGCUGUUCGUGGGCGGCGCGCCCGUGGGCGGGCUCGACGGGCUCAUGGGGCUCCACCUCAGCGGCCUCCUGGUCCCGCGCCUCCGUGAGGUCGGCGCGCUCUACGGCUAGGCCCCGGGCCGGGCCGGGCCGCGCGUCGCCGGCCGACGACCACGCCGGAGCCGCGGCGGGUCGCUUGCUUGGGUCUCUGUAGAUACACGGGUACGUUACGGGACGGAGCAAAAUGGACCGUGACGUUAGUAAGACGUCUUCGCCUGCUGUACACUUGGGGUGCUUUUGCUACGGGGCUGGCGGUGAGAGGGUUGGCUAAAGCUGAGGGUUUCCGUGAGAAAUGUCUGGGUCUAAAUGUAAUUAAUACGUUUUUCUUGUACAAGCGUCGUCAAUUUCGCCUCCC
Panicum hallii is the source of this 855-nucleotide messenger RNA. RefSeq names its product glutaredoxin-C7-like. NCBI's taxonomy places the organism in Eukaryota, Viridiplantae, Streptophyta, Magnoliopsida, Poales, Poaceae. The record is from RefSeq and is a predicted model, not a curated record. The coding region runs from base 168 to 572 and encodes 134 amino acids. The transcript has a single exon.